CCCCCCCCGCUUCCUCUGCUCGGGUGCUCCUCCGGCCUGACUUCCCCUUUCUCCCACCUUUCCCGGCACCGCGGGAAAAGCAGCGCAGGGCAGAGCAGGCAGGGAGGGCGGCCGGAGCCCGGACACGGGAGCCUCCCAGUCAGUUCAAGACCCGACAUGAGGGAGAAGGGCCGUAGGAAGAAGGGCAGGACCUGGGCGGAGGCCGCCAAGACGGUCUUAGAAAAAUACCCCAAUACACCCAUGAGUCAUAAAGAAAUUCUUCAAGUUAUCCAGAGAGAAGGACUAAAAGAAAUCAGAAGUGGGACUUCCCCUCUUGCAUGCCUGAACGCAAUGCUGCACACAAACUCCCGAGGUGAAGAGGGCAUCUUCUAUAAGGUUCCAGGCAGAAUGGGAGUAUAUACUUUGAAGAAAGAUGUGCCGGAUGGGGUGAAAGAGCUCUCGGAAGGUUCAGAAGAAAGCAGUGAUGGCCAGUCAGAUUCCCAGAGUUCGGAGAACAGCAGCAGCAGCAGUGAUGGCAGCAACAAGGAGGGGAAAAAGAACAGGUGGAAAAGGAAAGUAUCAUCUAGACUGUCACAGCCAUCCUCUCCCCAGUCAGGUUGCCCAUCACCCACAAUUCCAGCAGGUAAAGUCAUAUCUCCAUCACAGAAGCACAGCAAGAAGGCACUAAAGCAGGCUCUGAAGCAGCAGCAGCAGCGGAAGCAGCAGCAGCAAUGCCGGCCAAGUAUGGCCCUCUCCUCCAGUCAGCAUCUCUCUCUGAAGGCUGUCAAAGCUGCCAGUGACUCUGUGACUGCCAAAUCUGCAGUAUGGGAAGGAAAGCAAUCAGAUGGACAGUCAAGCAGCUCCCAGAACUCAAACUCUAGCUUUUCUUCUUCAGUUAAAGUGGAAAACCCUUUGUUAGGCUUGGGGAAGAAGUCAUUCCAAAGGUCUGACAGACUCCACACAAGGCAAAUGAAAAGGACUAAAUGUGCUGAAAUUGAUGUUGAGACACCAGACUCCAUUCUGGUUAAUACAAAUCUUCGAGCACUGAUCAACAAACACACUUUUUCAGUCCUUCCUGGAGAUUGCCAACAGCGACUGCUUUUGCUUCUUCCAGAGGUGGAUCGACAGGUUGGUCCAGAUGGUCUGAUGAAGCUAAAUGGUUCAGCCCUUAACAAUGAGUUCUUCACUUCAGCAGCCCAAGGCUGGAAGGAAAGACUCUCAGAAGGUGAGUUUACACCUGAGAUGCAGGUGAGAAUUCGACAAGAAAUUGAGAAGGAGAAAAAAGUAGAGCCAUGGAAAGAGCAAUUCUUUGAAAGCUACUAUGGUCAGAGUUCUGGCCUGAGCCUAGAGGAUUCAAAGAAAUUGACAGCUUCACCCAGCGAUCCCAAAAUAAAGAGACCCUCAGCCGAGCAACCAAAAUCCAUGCUUCCUUCAGAGGCCUCUCCUGUCAGUAUAAUCCCUGUAAUUCCCCAGGUAGAAUCUAAAGAAGAAGUAGUGCAUAUGCCAUCACCAGUCAGAAAAGAAGAGCAUGAAAGCCAAGAUAAGGUGCAGCCAAACCCUGAGUCCACAGAGCCCCUUCUUUUCUCUCCCAGCGAUACAAAUGAGCUUAGCAGCAUUCUUCCCAUCAAGUGCCCAAAGGAUGAAGAUGCCUCGGGGCAGAAGCCAGUUGCCUCUGCUGAACAGGAAUCUGAGAAAGAGAAUCAUCUCACUACAGCAUCUAAUUAUAACAAAAAUGAAAGCCAAGAGGCUUUAGUUAAGUCUCCAAGCAAACCCAAGAGUCCUGGAGUAGAGAAACCAAUAAUGAAGCCCGUAAUAGAAGCAGGUCCGCAGGAGGCCACUAUGAAAGAGCCUUCAUCAACUCUGGUCGAUCAUAGCCCAGAAAGCCUCAAGAGGAAAUCUCUCACCCAAGAAGAGGCCCCUACAAGCUGGGAGAAAAGGCCGCGUGUCACUGAGAAUCGCCAGCACCAGCAGCCAUUUCAAGUCUCUCCACAGCCCUUUCUUAAUAGAGGGGACAGGAUCCAAGUGCGAAAAGUACCACCUCUCAAGAUCCCGGUCUCCAGAAUCUCCCCCAUGCUGUUUCCUACAUCGCAGGUCUCUCCCAGGGCUCGUUUUCCAGUCUCCAUCACUAGUCCUAACAGAACAGGAGCCAGAACUCUUGCCGACAUCAAAGCAAAAGCCCAGCUGGUCAAAGCACAGAGGGCAGCAGCCGCCGCUGCCGCCGCCGCUGCUGCAGCCGCCUCAGUUGGAGGGACCAUCCCAGGACCUGGCCCCGGGGGUGGACAAGGCCCAGGAGAGGGCGGUGAAAGGAAAACCGCCAGAGGAGGGAAUCCAGACUCAGACAGAGUCAGAGAACCUGGAAAGGGCCCCACACUGGAACUGGCAGGAACUGGAAGCAGGGGAGGUCCGAGAGAGCUUUUACCCUGUGGUUCAGAGACUCAGCCCCAAUCUGAGACCAAGACCCCAGGCCAGCCACAGCCUCUUAGUGUCUCUGGAGCACAACUACAGCAAACCUCCUCAGUGCCUCCGUCUGCCAUCAGUGGAGCAUGCACACGUGUCCCAUCACUAGCUCACACUGACCCACCCACGCCGACGUUAGGGAAACUGAAUAUUGAGAAACUGAAUGCCGCCAGGGCAGCAGCCGCAGGGGCCUCUCUGAGCCACCCACCAGGGCCCAGUCACUGCAGGCAGGAGAAGCUACCUUCCGCUCCAGCGGGUCCUGCUCUAAUCUCAGAUGCCACACCUGUUCAUUUUGCAGCUGAUGGCACAGUUGAGCCCAAAGCAGGUUGUAGUAAGAAUACAGCAAACACUUCAGCCUCAGCAGAGACAACUGCCAGGGCUUCAGUGGAUAUGACCUCCUCCCCUUUAACAUCUUUAUUAAUAGCAGCCACUUUAGAAAAGCUUUCCAUACCCCAGGUUAGUGGAACUGUAGCACCUUCCGGACCAGUUCUAUCCUCAAGCACUUUGCCAGCAAUUUCUAGCCUUAAAACUCCAGGAACUUCUUCACACAUGAAUGGACCCAUUUCGCGGCCAAGCUCAAGUAUCCCUGCUAAUAACCCUCUGGUCACUCAGCUGCUCCAGGGCAAAGAUGUUCCCAUGGAGCAGAUUCUGCCGAAACCUCUCACCAAAGCUGAAAUGAAAACUGUUCCUCUGACUGCAAAAGAGGAAAUAGGGAUGGGAGCACCCACAGGCGCCAGCAAAACAGAGCAUGGCGCCAGAGAGGAAGUUCAUGAGAGGCCUUCUCAUCCAGCUACACAGCAACUGGGUCAAACCUUGCAAAGUAAGCAUCUCUCCCAGGUCCCCAGGCCCCUUCAGCUCUUUUCAGGGAAGGAUCUGAGGGACUCCAUCAUUGACCCACACCAAGAAGGACUAAGUAAAGCACCCCAAGAUCAGGUCCUUCAGACUCUCAUCCAGAGGGUUCAUAUCCAGAGGCAUAAUGUUCUCUCAUUUGUGCAGCCCGCCCAGUUCAGCUUCACUCACUCAGGUUUCCAGGUAGAAGACAUCUCCACAAGCCAGCGGUUCAUGCUGGGCUUUGCUGGCAGAAGGACUUCGAAGCCUGCAAUGGCAGGUCACUACUUACUUAACAUUUCCACCUAUGGCCGGGGUUCAGAGAGCUUUAGGAGGACCCAUUCUGUAAACCCUGAGGAUCGUUUUUGUCUCAGUAGUCCCACUGAAGCCUUGAAAAUGGGAUAUACAGACUGUAAAAAUGAAACGGGAGACAAUAGCAGUGACAAAGAAGAUACUGAUGAGGAGAGUACUGCUGAUGAAGAAGAAUCGGCCAUGGUGAAGGAGGAGCCCCAGGCUUCCCAGAGUUCUGGCAAGUGUGAAGCAAGUUCAGGACCCCACAGUAGAGAAGCCCUAUCCACUGAUUGUUUAGCUAAAAAGAAUGUGAAGGUAGAGACACCAGUGCAAACCGCUUUAAAUAAGGAGAAUUAUCUGUUCACUAGAGGCCAAACAUUUGAUGAAAAGACCCUAGCCAGAGAUCUUAUUCAGGCAGCGCAGCAGCAGAUGGCUCAUGCAGUGAGAGGGAAGGCAAUGCAGAGCAGCCCUGAGGUUUUCAGUGCCACUGCUCUUCCUCCACCUGCAGACAGUCCCACUCCUCAGCCUCUCCUCCUUCCACCACUGCAAACCCCAAAGCUGUAUGGGAGCCCCACACAGAUUGGGCCCAGCUACAGAGGCAUGAUCAAUGUCUCCACCUCGUCUGACAUGGACCAUACCUCUGCUGUACCAGGGAUGCCUGACUGUGGCCCCGUAUCUAGCAAUGUAGGUGAUGUCAUGUCCUUCUCAGUGACUGUCACUACCAUCCCUGCUGGCCAAGCCAUGAAUCCCAGCAGCCAUGGCCAGACCAUUCCUGUUCAGGCAUUUCCUGAAGACAACAGCAUAGAGGACACGCCUUCGAAAUGUUACUGCCGAUUGAAAGCCAUGAUCAUGUGCAAGGGGUGUGGAGCCUUCUGCCAUGAUGACUGCAUUGGCCCCUCCAAACUGUGUGUCUCCUGCCUUGUUGUUCGGUAACAAGACCAGAAAGAACACACUGUAAAGGAGGCAGAAGGGAAGGGUUGGCAGGCUGGUUUUUUUGUGUCCUUUUGGAAUCACAGAAAUAAACAAGUAGAUUUCAGUUGUCAAGAGACAAAUGUUACUUAAUCAGGUAUACAGAGUACAGAUCUUACAUUUUAGAGGAAGAGCACCUUUAUAGUCUAAGUCAACAAGACUUUGUGAAUUUGUGACAAGUUUGCACUUACAAAAUCAUGUAAAUAUGUCACAUUUUGUUUUAACAUUACUUUUCCAAGUGUUUAGGUAAUAAUGUAUUACUUUUAAUUCAAAUUUAUGGUCUGCUUCAUGUGACUCUAAGUUUAAUGCCAUGCAUGGUGAAAGGAAGCUUGUCUGCCUUCUGUCCUUUCCUAAGAGGCUGGGAAGAGGAAGGAGUGAACAAAAUGGUCUGGAGAAAUGAUGUUUCAUGCUGAUUAUGUCUUAACCAUCUGCCUAUAGGUUUUAUGUGGAUUAUUCAGCCUUUCCAGAAUAUGGAUUCAGGGUUUACUAAGUCCCUUUACUUUAGAUGGAAUCUUAAGUUCAAAUUUUUGAUAAGGUAUUCAUUUCACAGCUAGUGCUUCAGACUCCGAAAGCUCUUGACUUGGUUCUUGGCUUCCAUAAGCCAAUACUAUUGCCAAGCACACUGUGUGCAAUUUGUGGGUCCCUGCUGUUCCCUAAUCCUAUUCACCUGCCCUGAGAUAGUGAAGGUGGUCCAGGAAGAGUGUGCCUCUCUGGCCCCCGGUGUUACCAUAGCCUGGGCAGGGCCACAGCUCCAGCAGUAACCCAAGUACUUAGUCAUGGGAGCCUGCAACAGGUUUGAAAUACUAGUAUUAAAUGAACAGAAAAGUGUUAGUGCUGGGCUAAUUUGAAUUAUGUGUUUUGUUGGUCAAGGGGAGUAAAGGUGUAGAAACAACGAAGAUAUUUGGGAAAGAUUUUUAACAUUAGAAACAAGGUAGCCUCUUUCUUUUCUUCAGCACAUCACCCAAUGCUCCGUCGUCAGCUGUUGCUGCGGGUAGAACAGCUCAGGAGCGCCACAGUUGCUCAUUCUGGUAAACCUGUUUUGACCUCCCAGGCAUCUGAGGAGUAUGGAUGAUAUGUUACUUUGAAGACAUGUAUGCACUCACACAUACAAUAAAAGGCAGACACUUUUCCUGUUUUAGAAAAUAUGUCCCCUGUUUUGGAUUUCUGCUGUCUAUGCACUAGAAGUUUUUAAUGUGAAGGGGCUUCAGUAAAUGGCUAGGGAAACAUCUAGAAAGGAGAGAAGUUACCUCUAAAGCUUUGUUGUUUGUUUUUAUUCUUUUUUGUGUGUCCUUGUUGUGUUUUUAAUCCUGUAUUUAGCAACUAAAGAAUUUUCAAGUACAUAUAUUUAGGUCAUGGUUAAAGAACAUUAAAAUAAGCUGACCAUUUACCAGAAUUUGAUAUUUUAAAAUGGAGUAUUGUCGACGUGCAUCAUUUGCAUAUUGAUUUCAAGUUUUCUAAUUCCAAGUGUGUAAAGUAAAAAUACUAUAACUAGUACAGUUGUAGUUGUACUUAAUAUUCAGGAUGUGGUAUUUAUAACAUGCAGAACAGUGUAUACUUGUUAAUCAAGUCACAUUCCAGAUUAGGAGAAAGUAGCAGUAAUAAUCUUUGCUUUGCUUCCAUUCUGCUACCCAAUCUUCCCCUCCCUCCAUGUUAUACAUUCUUAAUAUUUUCAAACUCCCUAAGAGACUCAUUACUUCACUUUUUUGCUUCUGUUUUUUGUGUGGUCCAAGGCAAAUAGAGGACUAAUAUCUAUGUUCUUGUUGCAGCCAAGACAAUAUGUCAUUCUAACUUCCCUUUUUCUUCCAGCACACAUAUAGCUAAGAGAAAUGAAAGCUGCAAGUAUCCAGGGAUAAGGUUUAAGUUCUCCAGCUAAGAACCAGCAACAAACAGAAACCGUGGUUCUGUUCCCAAACUUCUCAGUACCCUGGGAAAUUCAGGGGGAACUUGGAAAGACCUAAAGCUGGUUAGAACUUCCAUUGCCCAGCUUCUGCACUCCCCAUUUGAGUGGCAGACUGAAAGUUGGUCUGCAUGCUGGAAGUUGCUGAGAGUUUAGAACUGACGAAUUAGUUACCAAUUGGGGUUGAUUAAUGUGGCUUUUCUUCUUCGAAACUUUCCUGAAAUAGAAAAUAUCUGCUCUGUGGUUCCUUUAAGCUGAGGAUGGAUAGACUAACCAGGAAAGGAGGAAAGGAUCAGGGAUUUUCAAGUUCAUUUAGAGAGCAAACCAUAUCGUGCCUCUUAAUCUUGACCCAUGCUCUUGCAGAUGGUCCUAAAAUUUACUGUUCACAAGAUUUUCUUCAGAAGUAAUACAAUACCCAACUAAUAAAAUACCUGCACUUACUACUGCCCCUAAAACAGAAAUUGUCAACUAGGUACACUGCCUCAAUAUUGACCAAAAGAGAGAAUAGUUAGGUUUUCUUAGCUUGGUAGUAAACUGAAUACAACCCAUAAAUCAGUUUGUUUGAAAACAUUGGUUUCAAGUUGAAAGCCAUGAACUGAAUAGAGGAGAAAAUUAUGAUCUUGAAAAUAAGGCAGAAGGAACAAGAAAAUCAUUAAAUUAUUGAAGUGUGGCAUGGCACUCCAGUACCUUUAAAGCAAUUUUUAUUUUAGGUUUUCAGAAUUACUUUACCAUUCAAUUCAACCUAGUAAGUGCUAAGCUUAUUUUUCUGAUAUUAAGUUGCACUGUUUCGAGUGACUAGUCAGGCCUUAUGCCUGAUGCUUAUUAUGCCUCCAGGGUGUGCUUCCGACACCUCCCACUGCAGGUCACCUUGGAGCAAGCACUAACAGUAUGUCAUCUCAGUCUCGCUUAUGAAUAUUGAGUCAUCUAGUAAAGAGGCUCCCGGAGUCUUAAAGAAUUUUGACUAAAAUUCUCUAUCCUAUUAAAUAGAGAAUAAAGCCAAAUAACCUGGCGUGUUUGCUCUGCUUUUAUUCCUUAACUCCUGUGCUCAAGAUACUAAAGCUGUCUGUGGUAUCCCAUGUCACAUUUUAAAGAAUCAGACCUGACAAAUGGGGAUUUUUACUUGGGGUAGGAGAAGCAUACUUGCAUGGGCUGGGAAGGCACACAGAUGGAGUUGUUUUAGGAAGUUAUCUCAUUUAAAUAAGCCAAAGGAAGACCUCAUUGCCUUCCAGGUGAAGGAGUAAAUCAUACAUAUUAAUGACCUGAUAGUCAUCAUCCUAAUUGCUUAUUAUUGCCAUUCUCUGCCUUAGAGUCCUUUAAAAAACUCUUGGGUGAAAUGAUUUGUUGUAAUUAGGGGAUCUUCUCUGGUCAUUACACUGCUAUUUAUUUCUAGAACUCACUGUCAGUGAGCAGUGUGAGGAUUGUUCUCUGUAACCUAGAGGUUCGAUUUCACGACAAGGAGGGAGUCUCCCCAUUGCAUUACAGCAAUGUGCUGAGUAAAAACUUGGCCAAGAGUAGUUUUUAGCUCAGUUUAUAGACAAGUCCAAAGAGACUGAGAAACAUGAUGGGCAGAGAUCUUCCCUGCCAUGUUUCAAUACCUACAUACCUAUUGAAAGGAAAACAAUAGGUAAAAACAUUUCCUAAAGUUGAAGAGCCGCAUAGAUUAUUGGUUACUUUAUUUUUAUUAAUGCUUUACAUUUGAUACAACUAUUAAAGAUCAAUUUUAAAAAUAGCUUUCCAAUAAUAUAUUUUAAGUAAUAUAUAUUUUAAUAUCUAUGUAAAAGUGGAAGACUGAAGUUCUCAUAUAUGGGAUGUGUAAUGUAGGACCUCACUGUUACGGCACAAUUUCAUAGGAAGUUAUUCUAAA
Molecule: messenger RNA, 8285 nt
Organism: Myotis davidii
Lineage: Eukaryota; Metazoa; Chordata; Mammalia; Chiroptera; Vespertilionidae
Gene: ASXL2
Product: additional sex combs like 2, transcriptional regulator
Exons: 13
Coding region: 157-4488 (1443 amino acids)
Biological process (GO): positive regulation of transcription by RNA polymerase II; animal organ morphogenesis
Cellular component (GO): PR-DUB complex
Molecular function (GO): DNA binding; chromatin binding; peroxisome proliferator activated receptor binding
Source: RefSeq, a predicted model, not a curated record